CAGAGGCCGCUGUGAAACGCCGUUUGUGUUGGUUUGAUUAGACUUAGCUAGGCGGCUAACCAGGACGCGCUGAUGUGCCCGCGUGCGUAGCGGCAUGAUCAAAAGAGAAGCCGGCGCGCGCCGCCGCUGAUGGUUAAACUGAACAGUGUUUCGGUUUUGUUUGUGUGAUUAUCACAUAUCGACGCUGUGGACAGACCCGGUGGGCCCUGAAUUAACUAAUAAAACAGUUCUGGACGCAAAGGAUCGGCCCAUGUCUUAAUUUGGAAAACAAAAGAAUUAAGCUGCUGAAGAGGGUAAGCUGGUUAGAUAAGCUUGUUUCUUCGUUUUUAAGUGAUCUGUUGUUGCAAGCUGUUCGUUGGAUUACACAUACACGCAGUCUAGACUGACUGAUCCCUGGACGCCCGGUGUCCCUGAAUCGGCGUCAUUUUUUCAUCUGUAUUUAUUUAGAUUUUUCUUUCUGCACCGCACCGCUAUGGGCAGCUACAGCGGGUACAGUGAGGGCGCCGGGGCCGGUGAAGUAGAGCCCAUGCCGGGAUACGUGGACCUGAUCAGCAGAGCCUCAGUCACCAUGUGGGACGCGUGGACGGACUGUAGCUCCUGCGGUCUGGAGCUGUCCAAACAGACUCUACUGGAUAACGCCUACAUCACCUGCAUGGAAAUCGCUCUGUUUUUCUUUUGCGCCUUUCUGUGGACCCAGAUGAGGCGGGGACUGACAGAAAUUCUAUUCAAGCCUCUCGCACAGUGGUGCAGGAUGCUGCCCAAAGAUGCUGCCAAUAUGCCGGAGAGUGCGUGGAAGCUGGUCUUCUACACCAUGUCAUGGUCCUACAGCACCCACCUUCUCUUCUUCAGCACCUACUCUUUUUUCCAUGACCCGCCUUCUGUCUUCUACAACUGGAAGAGUGGUAUGCCAGUGCCUACAGACAUCGCAAUAGCCUACUUAAUCCAGGGCAGCUUCUACGGCCACUCCAUCUACGCUACAGUCUACAUGGAUGCAUGGAGAAAGGACUCUGCUGUCAUGGUUGUGCACCAUAUUAUUACACUGGCACUCAUUAUCUUCUCCUACGCCUUCAGAUAUCACAACAUUGGGAUUCUAGUGUUGUUCCUCCAUGACAUCAACGACAUCCAGCUGGAGUUCACCAAGCUCAACAUCUACUUGAAAUCUAGAGGAGGAGGCUACCAUCUCCUAAACGAUGUGUUGUCGAACAUGGGCUCCAUCAGCUUCAGCAUCACAUGGUUUUGGUUCCGUCUCUAUUGGUUUCCUCUCAAAGUGCUUUAUGCUACGUGUGUGUCCAGCCUCCAGUCUGUCCCCAACAUCCCCUUCUACUUCUUCUUCAAUGGUCUUCUCCUGGCCCUGCUGCUCAUGAACAUUUACUGGUUUUUGUUUAUUGUGGUUUUCGUAGUGAAAGUGCUACAGAUGAAGGAGGUGAAUGAUGUCAGGGAGUAUGAGGAUGAGGACGGCGACAGCACGGCAGCAGCAGACCUGUUGAGAGAUCCCAAGGUGCUGAAAAACGAUGACAAUGAUGAUGCUGGACAUUGCCAUUCCACUCAAAGGAAGCAUGUGCAGAAUGGGAUCACCAAGGAGAAGCACCUAUAACAGGCCCUCUGCCUCCAUCACAUGGCACAAAGCUGUGAGCGAGUCCAGAUGGUUCAUGCUCUUGAGUGAUGCUGAAGGAAGCGGUGCAGCAAAGGC
This is a messenger RNA of Thalassophryne amazonica, 1690 nucleotides long. It is a transcript of the gene cers1, whose product is annotated as ceramide synthase 1. Gene Ontology annotation, molecular function: sphingosine N-acyltransferase activity. Bases 473 to 1594 code for a protein of 373 amino acids. The transcript is spliced from 7 exons. Gene Ontology annotation, biological process: ceramide biosynthetic process. Gene Ontology annotation, cellular component: membrane. The record is from RefSeq and is a predicted model, not a curated record. NCBI's taxonomy places the organism in Eukaryota, Metazoa, Chordata, Actinopteri, Batrachoidiformes, Batrachoididae.